AUGGCGGCUCGCGCCGAGGGCCCGGGUGUGGUCAGGGGCGACGCGGCGCCGGGACCCUCCAGGUCCGGCGGGCGGGUCGUUGGCGCCCCCCGGGAUUUCCUGAUGCCCGUGCAGGCCCUGGCGGCUUCGCUGAAGGCCAGCGGCACCCCGGAGGUACUGCUGCUGCUCCACACCGAUCAGGUGUCGCCCGGCGUCCUGGGACGUCUGGCUGCCGUGGACAUCGUGAAGCUUCGGCGUGUUGAUGCGAUCCCCCUCCUCAUCUUACAGACGUUCCCGGCUGGGCGAAUUCUGGUUUCACCAAGUUGCGCCUCUGGGAGCAGGAGGACUUCGACAGGCUUGUGUACAUCGACGCCGAUUGUAUCGUCUUGGAGAGUGUCGACGAGCUUUUUGAGCGGCCGAGCCCAUCCUUUUGCCCAGACGUGUUUCCUCCAGAUCGAUUCAACGCAGGCGUGA
Messenger RNA from Prorocentrum cordatum, 453 nucleotides. NCBI's taxonomy places the organism in Eukaryota, Dinophyceae, Prorocentrales, Prorocentraceae. The record is from the annotation of a GenBank genome assembly.